Molecule: messenger RNA, 1002 nt
Organism: Letharia lupina
Lineage: Eukaryota; Fungi; Ascomycota; Lecanoromycetes; Lecanorales; Parmeliaceae
Exons: 1
Coding region: 1-1002 (333 amino acids)
Source: RefSeq, a predicted model, not a curated record
AUGGCAAUGGAAACGGCAAUGGAAACGGCCAACGGAAAUGGCAACGGAAAUGGUAACGGAAAUGGCAACGACCAAGGGCAACGGAAAUGGGCAUGGGUAACGGAAAUGGCAACGGAAAUGGGAACGGAAAUGGGAACGGAAAUGGACAACGGAAAUGGACAACGGACAACGAUCAAGGGCAACGGAAAUGGGUAUGGGCAACGGAAAUGGCAACGGAAAUGGCAACGACCAAGGGCAACGGAAAUGGAAACGGCAAUGGAAACGGCCAACGGAAAUGGCAACGGAAAUGGUAACGGAAAUGGCAACGGAAAUGGCAACGGAAAUGGCAACGGAAAUGGCAACGACCAAGGGCAACGGAAAUGGGCAUGGGCAACGGAAAUGGCAACGGAAAUGGCAACGGAAAUGGCAACGACCAAGGACAACGGAAAUGGGCAUGGGCAACGGAAAUGGCAACGGAAAUGGGCAUGGGCAACGGGCAUGGGCAACGGAAAUGGCAACGGAAAUGGGCAACGGAAAUGGGCAACGGAAAUGGCAACGGAAAUGGCAACGGAAAAGGGCAUGGGCAACGGAAAUGGCAACGGAAAUGGCAACGGAAAUGGCAACGGAAAUGGCAACGGAAAUGGCAACGGAAAUGGCAACGGAAAUGGCAACGGAAAUGGCAACGGAAAUGGGAAAUGGGAACGGAAAUGGAAAUGGAAACGGAAAUGGAAAUGGCAACGGAAAUGGGGGUGGGGAUUACAGGCAACGCUGACCUACCCCAACGACGGCGACAUUUUCCAGAUGGUUCUUGUUGGAACCCUGCGGCUGCUGGGUGGCAUAUUCUCGGGCCGUGGUGGAGAUGGGAGGAUGGUAGCGGAGACUUGGCAAUGUACUGUUGUAGUGUUGUGGAAGUGUGAGUCGGCUUGGUUGAAAAGAGAGCUGGAUGUGGAUGCCAAGAGUGUCAAUGAAAGGGACGGAUAUCGUCGAGAGGAGAAAGACUCUAAAAGCUGGCAGGGAAGAUGA